GGCAACAUAUCUACGAGUUGAUUUCCAUUUUAGGCGACAUCUCAACGAGUCGAUUUCGAUUUCCCUAAUCGACGAAACGCUUCGCGUUCAUCAUACGCAUACCUAGGCGUCAGCCUUACCUGACGCAGAACAUCUUAAGCUCUGCUACGCUUAGAAGAGCCAGAUGAAAGAAUGAAGAAAGGAAUGGCGUAACGUAUAAGAACUCGACUUGUGCGCCCCGCUGUAUACGACAACUGCACCUCGGAGCGACAACAGCGCUGCGCUCCUCUUUUGAGACUGGGAACAUCGGGUGGCUUGAGCGGAAAUUGAACUGUCCAAAAUACAUCGAACAUCAAAAUAAAAUGCAUUCCCGCCUGCUACUCUUCACCCUGCUGGCCUGCGCUGCUGCCAGCGUGUGGGGUCAUCCCAUCUCACGAUUGUUCAACGAAGAAGAUGGCGCAGUUGAGGAGCAACCGAAUUACGCGUCAUCUCCCCAGGUCUCCUUGAUACGGGUUCGUCGCGGAGGCCUCAUCGGGAGUUACGGUGGCGGCCUAGGCGGCUACUCAGGACUGGGAGGCGGCCACGCCACUGCGAUCGUGGGCGGCGGGUCCCAUGGCGGCACGGCUGCGGGGGCCGCUAAUCAGGCAGCGGGCGCCGCUGUCGGCAGCCUGGGCUACCAGCAGCAGGCUGCGUGGAACGCAGCGCAGGCAGCGUCGCAGCACGUGGCCGCGCAGGCCGCCGGCGCCGCGCACGUCGCCCAGAGCGCCGCCGCCGCCAAGUUCUCGCAGGCGGCGGGCCUCACGCACGCCGCACAGGCCGCCACCGGCGCCGCUUUUGCCGAGGCCGCCAACGCCGCUAAAGUCGCCAAGACCGUCCAGGCUGCACAGUCCUUCAAACAAUGGGCUCUUGAUCAGGCUGCCGCCCUCACACAAGCCCGCCUGUAUGCCGAGGGCAACGUAGGGCUCAGCAACAACGCUUAUGCCUCGGCGCUGAACGCCGUGGACACGCAGGCCGCGCAGGAGUGGAACGCGCAGCAGGCAGCGAGCCUCCUGCAGGGCCAGGAGAAGUUGGCUUUCAAAAGCCUCGCAUCGUCGCAAGCAGCAGCCAGUCUAGCGUCCUCUGCCGCCAAGACUGCCUACCUCAGAGCCAAAGGCACUGGCCACAACGGACUUGGCUACGGCACUGGCGCUGGUUUCGGGAGCGGCUUUGGCUACAGUGGAUUUGGAGGAGGGGUCAGCGGAGGAGAUUAUGGACAUGGGAAAUAAAUUUUUAAUUAUUCAAAUAACUUUCUACAAUAAGAAGAAAGAACAUUCCAGGAGACACUUUGCUAGACUUGUUGUCUUUCUGCAAUGAAAAAUUAAACCGAUAUUGAAUGUCAGCAAACGAUUAAAAUUUAAUGGAAGAUUUUUUAAAAGUUUAAUCAGCUGACCGUAAUUAAAACAAAUUGUAAUGCUUCAGAAUGCUAUGUCAGCAAUUAGUAGCGUUUAAGCUGGGCUUCUAAAAUUAUUUGGCAGGUGAGUUCUGCCUGUAUAAAUUACAUAGAACUAUGCUUGAUCAAGUGAAUGAGAAUCCGUCAAUAAAAUUCUGCGUUUAGAUCAUUUUAUUUGGGAAAUCCUAUUUGAUGAAUCCCUUCUUCCAUUUACUUGUUAUUUUACAAUUUUUCAAAGAAAAAUUCUGUAAUAUGGCGAAAGAGACUGGAUCAUGUAUGGCGCCGUGUCUGUCUGCAAUAAAUCUUGAACCCAUAAAUGCCUUAAACGAGAAUUUUGUUUGCAAAUAACCUGCCUUUGUAACCCAAAACAACAAAUUGCUUACAUGAUGAACUCGAAGGUUAUGGAAAAUAAAUAUUGAUUAAAUAUUUAGUAGAGCGACAUAUAUAUACUCAAUUCAUCAAUAUAAGAUUCAACAGUUGAGACGCUAUUGAUUAUUCACUCAAUUGCUGGGAUACGCAACUAUUCUGGAUCAAGCAUAAUAACUUGGCGCUAAAAUAAUCUUUGGUGUGCGGAUGCUCA
Hyalella azteca is the source of this 1988-nucleotide messenger RNA. RefSeq names its product glycine, alanine and asparagine-rich protein. Lineage: Eukaryota; Metazoa; Arthropoda; Malacostraca; Amphipoda; Hyalellidae. The record is from RefSeq and is a predicted model, not a curated record. The transcript has 9 exons. Bases 342 to 1244 code for a protein of 300 amino acids.